Molecule: messenger RNA, 4195 nt
Organism: Cylas formicarius (sweet potato weevil)
Lineage: Eukaryota; Metazoa; Arthropoda; Insecta; Coleoptera; Brentidae
Product: ATP-dependent translocase ABCB1-like
Exons: 22
Coding region: 285-4037 (1250 amino acids)
Biological process (GO): transmembrane transport
Cellular component (GO): membrane
Molecular function (GO): ABC-type transporter activity; ATP binding; ATP hydrolysis activity
Source: RefSeq, a predicted model, not a curated record
UCGUUUAAUGGUGUUCUGCAAUUAUCCAGCUUCGCAUUUAGUACAAAGUAAUUCGCAACCUCCAACUAGUUGUGAAUAGGUACUCAGAGCCGAUAAACGUGUCCAAAUCAAUUUGGCUGAAGAAAUAGCAUAAAAGUCUUUUGUAACUGACUCCUUUUGGAACUUUUGACAUUACAAAUAGCAGGUUUGCCAGACUUCCGCUGCUCCCAUCUGAAUCCACAACCACAGUUACGUAGUUACAGUGCCUGAAACUAAUUGACGUUGGUCUUGAAUAACAAAAACCUAUGGGGCGUGACAACAGCGUCAAAAACGGGAAGUCUCCACUGGAGCCAAACAUUGUCAAAACUGAAGAAGACGAUGUUCAGCCUUCUUCGUUCUUUGGAUUGUACAGAUUCGCCUCAAAACCGGACAAAUGGCUGCUUACCCUCGGAACGGUGGCAGCAUUAGCCACCGGAGCUAUUCAACCACUAAACGCCUUGUUCUUCGGAGACCUUACUCAGACCAUUAUCGAUUACGCGCAAGGUUGUAUGAUCGGCCCCGAGGAAUGUGAAAAAGCCACCGACAACUUUGUCCAGGGCAUCAACAAUUUUGCCCUUAACAUGUUAUACAUAGGAGCUGCGAUUAUUGUUUUGGGUUACGUAUCAGCUCAGUGCUUUAACUACACUGCGAUCAAGCAGGUUUUUAAACUGAGGUCCCUGUAUUUAAAGAGGCUUUUGAACAAAGACAUAACUUGGUACGACAUGAACCAGUCCGGUGAUUUUGCUAGUAGAAUGGGGGAAGAUUUAUCUAGAUUUGAGGAAGGCAUCGGCGAGAAAGUCCCGCUUUUUGUAUCCCUACAAGCUACUUUCUUUGCGUCUCUAAUACUGGCUCUCAUAAGAGGCUGGGAGUUGGCUCUGAUAUGUUUAAUCUCCUUACCAGUAACCCUGAUAAUAAUCGGCGGCCUAUCUUUUUUGAUUACGAAAGUAUCGAAAAAGGAAAUAGAUGCUUACGGAGAGGCGGGCGCUAUUGCCGAAGAAGUUCUUACGUCGAUAAGAACCGUCAUUGCGUUCGGCGGUCAAAAAAAGGAAACUCAGAGAUACGACGAAAAGCUAAUCUACGCCAAGAACAACAAUAUACGGAGAUCAUUUUUGGAAGGCACUUCCUUCGGGCUCCUGUUUUUUAUGAUAUUUUCUAGUUACGGAUUGGCGUUUUGGUACGGAAUUACGCUGAUGUUGAAGCAGCGGAGUUGGGAUGAUCCGAUUUAUACUCCUGGAAAUAUGAUCACUGUAUUUUUCAGCGUAAUGACCGGUAGCCAGAGUUUCGGAAUGGCUUCCCCUUACAUCGAAGCAUUCUCACAAGCCCGAUCGGCCGGAGGCAAAGUGUUUCACAUAAUAGAUUCCUUACCAACUAUCAAUUUGUCCAAAAAUAACGGACAAAAGAUAGAAAAUCUCAAAGGAUCUUUAAGUUUCAGAGGUGUUACAUUCCAGUAUCCGUCGAGAAAAGAAGUCACCAUUUUGAAAGAGUUGGAUCUAGAUAUUGAGGCCGGUCACACAGUUGCCUUAGUAGGCAGCUCUGGCUGUGGAAAGUCAACCGUCUUGCAACUAAUCCAGAGGUUCUACGAUCCAGAUCGAGGAACUGUUUUACUAGAUGGCCAGGACAUAAGAAACUUGGAUUUAACGUGGUUCAGGAAUUUGAUCGGGGUGGUAAGUCAAGAGCCCGUGUUAUUUGGCACAACCAUCGAGGAAAAUAUACGUUACGGUAAUAGAGAUGCAACUGAGGAAGAUAUCAUAAACGCAGCCAAAAAGGCAAACGCCCAUAAUUUUAUCAAGAUGUUGCCAGAAGGAUACAAGACCUUAGUGGGAGAGAGAGGUGCUCAGCUUUCGGGAGGUCAAAAACAGAGGAUUGCCAUUGCUAGAGCUUUAUUAAAAUCACCGUCAAUUUUACUGUUAGAUGAAGCUACAUCCGCGUUGGACACGAAUAGCGAAGCCAAGGUGCAAGCAGCUCUUGAUUCAGCCAGUCAACACUGCACCACCAUCAUAGUGGCGCACAGGCUAUCAACUAUUAGAGGCGCAGAUAAAAUUAUCGUCUUAUCCCAAGGAAAAGUGGUUGAGCAAGGUAGCCAUGACGAGCUGAUGAAGCUCGAGGGUGAAUACCAUACCUUAGUGAUGACGCAAGUGCAGAGUAACCAAGUGAUUGAAAGCACGACAAAAGAAACCAGAAAAGCGGUAGUUGUUGAGGAUGAAGAUGAAGAAGAUAAUCACUACAUACAAGAAGACAACGAAACCGAAAACGCCAAUGACGAGUACGUAAAAAAAGGUUCCAUCUGGUCACUCCUCAGGAUGAACUCUCCAGAGUGGUUUUAUUUGCUGCUUGGUAGUAUAGGUGCCGCGUCAGUGGGAUGCGCUAUGCCACUUUUUGCGGUCAUUUUCGGUACCAUAAUGCAGGAUAUCUCAGAUCCAGAUGAUGAUUACGUGCGACAACGAACCACCCAAUAUUGUUUAUAUUUUGUAGCCAUAGGAGUUCUAUCCGGUGUAUCAAAUUUUUUGCAGAUGUAUAUGUUUGGCGUAGCCGGUCAGAAAUUAACGCAAAGGAUACGUAGCCAAAUGUUCGAUGCUAUGCUCAAGCAGGAAAUUGGUUAUUUCGACCGAAAAUCAAAUGGAGUCGGUGCUCUAUGCUCCCAGCUCGCUACUGAAGCCUCUCAAGUGCAAGGCGCUACCGGUCAAAGAGUUGGGAUAAUAAUGAAUUCCAUCGCUACAUUAUUGUUAUCACUAGGGCUAUCGAUGUAUUAUCAAUGGAAAUUGGGUCUUGUGGCGUUAUCAUUUUUCCCUGUCAUAAUCGUGGCCACGUUUUUCCAAAGCAGAAAUAUGAAAGGCAAUAACGACGAUUUCAAAAAUUCAUUGCAGUCUUCGACCAAGAUUGCAGUGGAAGCCAUUAGUAACAUAAGAACGGUGGUAUCUUUAAGCUGCGAGGAAAUUUUCCACCAGCUGUAUAUAGCGGAGCUAGUUCCGCAAAUUCGCAAAAACAGUAAAUCUACUCACGGUAGGUCCGCCAUACUCGGUCUUUCCAGAGGUCUUAUGUUUUUCGCCUACGCCACUUGCAUGUACUACGGUGGAAAACUUAUUAAAAAUGAAAAUGUGCCUUACGGAGAUGUUUUCAAGGUCGCACAGGCAUUAAUAAUGGGAACCGUCUCGAUAGCGAACGCGCUCGCGUUUGCACCCAAUUUGGAAAAGGGUCUGAACGCGGCGAAAGCAGUCAAUGAUCUGUUCAAUAGGGUACCGAGAAUAAAGGACGAAGAAGGAGUAUUGCAGAAAUUUGACGCCGAAGGGAAUGUAGAAUACGCAAAAAUUACGUUCUCGUAUCCGACGAGAAGGUAUGUAACCGUACUCGAAGAUCUGGACUUGUACGUCCAACAGGGAAAAACUGUCGCUCUGGUAGGGGCUAGCGGAUGCGGAAAAUCGACGAUCAUUCAACUCAUCGAACGCUUUUACGAUCCAACGUCGGGAACUGUGUCAUUAGAUGGAGUUGAUAUCAAAAGUAUCACUCUGGCUUCGAUGAGAUCGCAUCUGGGUAUAGUUUCUCAGGAGCCGAACUUGUUCAGUAGAACGAUUGGGGAGAACAUCGCCUACGGCGACAACUCGAGGGACGUUACCCAAGCUGAAAUUCUAGAAGCAGCCAAGCAAGCCAAUAUUCACAAUUUUGUAUCUUCGUUACCUCUGGGUUAUAAUACUAAACUAGGAGAAAAAGGUACUCAGUUGUCAGGAGGGCAAAAACAGAGAAUAGCAAUAGCCAGAGCCUUGGUGAGGAAUCCCAAAGUUUUGUUGUUGGACGAAGCUACAUCAGCACUAGAUACGGAAAGUGAAAAGAUCGUGCAAGAAGCAUUGGAUAAUGCAAAACAAGGUAGGACUUGUAUCACUAUUGCUCACCGUCUAAGUACGAUACAGGACGCCGAUGUCAUUUGCGUACUCAACGGCGGGAGAAUCGCUGAAAAGGGCAGUCAUAGUGAACUGAUUGCGAAAAGGGGCCUUUACUACCAGCUCCAUACGAUUCAGUCCGGAUAAGAUAUUUCUAGUUAGUUUAAUUUGUGAUUUUAGUGAAUUUUCCGCUAUUCAUGUUAAUCCAUUGAACAAAAAUCAGAAAUUUAAUAUAUGUAAAUGCACCAAAAAUAUUUUUGUAUGUGUAUUUUUCUAGACAUAAUGAUGAAUGAAUAAAACAAAUG